AUGGAGGGCGAAUCUACGAGUUGUCGUAGGUUGAAUUUUGAUGAGUCAAUUGAAGAGUAUUCUGAAGCAAACCAAAGCUGUGGUGAUUAUGAAGUUAAUAUAGAAGAAAGGGCUGAUGAAGGCAAUGAAGAUGAUACAGAGAUUUCCCCCCCAUUAAGCACAGAUGAAUUGGUGCCAAAAAUUGGUAUGAAAUUUCAAACAGAAGAGAAAGCUGCACAAGGAAAAAGGGGAAAGGACAAACGAGAUAUUUAUGUGAAGCAAAGUCGUGCUGAGACAAGAUUUGGUUGUGAUGCUAAACUGAGGAUUAGUUGUCGAAAUAAUGACAAGUUUUGUGUGGUGAACUUCAUUAAAGAGCAUAAUCAUUAUCUUUCAAGCUCAAACAAAACACAUCUCUACAGAUGUCAUAGGAACAUAUCUUCUUCUGCAGCGAUACAAAUUGAGAUGGCAAGUGAGGUGGGAAUCCCCCCAAAAGCAUCUCAUGAUCUUAUGAUGAGACAAGCAGGUGGGAGGGAGAAUUUAGGGUUUAUUCCUGAAGACUAUAAGAACUACUUGCGAUCUAAAAGAACAAGAAAUAUGAGAGUGGGGGAUACAGGAGGUGUUCUAGAAUAUUUGCAGAAAAUGCAAUGUGAUGAUCCAAAUUUUUUUAAUGCUAUUCAAGUUGAUGAAGAUGAUUUGAUCACAAACAUUUUUUGGUCUGAUGCUAAGAUGAGAGCUGAUUAUGGCAAUUUUGGAGAUGUUGUUUGUUUUGACACAGCCUAUAGGAAGAACAAUGAAGGUCGUCCAAUUGCAUUGUUCGUGGGUGUUAAUCAUCAUAAGCAAUCCAUAAUUUUUGGUGCAACUUUAUUAUAUGAUGAAACUACUUUGUCAUUUGAAUGGUUGUUUGAUACCUUCACUAAAGCUAUGUCUAAGAAAAAACCAACAACUAUUCUUACAGAUCAAGAUGCUGCAAUGGCAAAGGCUUUAGCUUCCAGAUGGCCUGAAACACAUCAUCGUUUAUGCAUUUGGCACAUUUAUCAAAAUGCCGCAAUACAUUUGAGUGGAGUUUUUUCUCAAUUCAAAGAGUUUGCUAAAGAUUUUGCCUCUUGUAUAUAUGAUUUUGAUGAAGAGGAAGACUUUCUUUCUACUUGGAACUUGAUGUUGACUAAGUAUGCACUUGAAGAUAAUGAUUGGUUGAGACGUUUGUUUAGCAUAAAGGAAAAAUGGGCGUUAGUAUAUGGAAGACAAAUAUUUUGUGCGGAUAUGACUACAACCCAAAGAAGUGAGAGCAUGAAUAGCAUUUUGAAAAGGAUCGUCGAUAUGAAGAGUUAA
This is a messenger RNA of Zingiber officinale, 1308 nucleotides long. RefSeq names its product protein FAR1-RELATED SEQUENCE 5-like. The transcript is spliced from 4 exons. NCBI's taxonomy places the organism in Eukaryota, Viridiplantae, Streptophyta, Magnoliopsida, Zingiberales, Zingiberaceae. Bases 1 to 1308 code for a protein of 435 amino acids. The record is from RefSeq and is a predicted model, not a curated record. Gene Ontology annotation, biological process: regulation of DNA-templated transcription.